GAGAAGAAGAAACACACACACAACCAAAGAGAGAGAGAGAGAGAAGAAGACAAUAGUUGAAUUCCAGCAUCAUGGCUUUGCGGGACGAACUGUUGAAGUCUAUCUGGCACGCGUUCACUGCCCUGGAUGUGGACAAAAGCGGGAAAGUGUCUAAAUCCCAGCUGAAGGUGCUGUCCCACAACUUGUGUACCGUGAUGAAGAUCCCACAUGACCCUGUGGCGCUGGAGGAGCACUUUAAAGACGACGACGAGGGUCCUGUCUCUAACCAGGGGUACAUGCCCUACCUGAACAAGUUCAUCCUAGAUAAGGUGACUGAUAACUUUGACCGUCAGGACUUCAACAAAAUGUGCUGGACGUUGUGCUUCAGGAAGAAUCUGGAUCAAAACCAGCUGCUCAUCUCCAACAACGAUGCCUUCAAGAUCUGGUCCAUCUUCAACUUCCUGUCUGAGGACAGAUACCCGCUGAACAUGGUCACUGAGGAGAUUGAGUACUUUCUGCGUAAACUGACGGAGGCAAUGGGGGGCAGCUGGGUGGAGGAGCGUUUCGAGGACUACAAGCUGCAGCUGAACUCGAAGCAGAAGAGUCUGAACGCCUGGGAGCUCAUCGUCCUGGUGGGGUCGGGUCACUUCAGUAAGGGCAUGGACCGCCAGACGCUCUCCAUGGGCAUUAACGAGGUCUACCAGGAGCUCAUCAUGGACGUGCUCAAACAGGGCUACAUGAUGAAGAAAGGUCACAAGAGGAAGAACUGGACCGAGCGCUGGUUCAUGCUGAAGCCAAACUCCAUCUCUUACUACGUCAGCGAGGACCUGGCUGAAAAGAAAGGAGAUAUCUUACUGGAUGGAAACUGCAGUGUGGAGGCUCUACAAGAUAAAGACGGGAAGAAGUGUCUCUUUCUCAUCAAGUCGUUGCAAAAAAGUUUUGAAAUCAGUGCGUCGGACAAGAAGAAGAAGCUGGAGUGGAUCCAGGCCGUUCAGACCUGUGUGAGCCUGCUGCGUCAGGGCCGGCCGGCGCCGCACCGCGAGGCUCGACAGAAGCGGCGGGAGCUGCGGCUGAAGCAGCAGGCCGAACAAGAGGAGCUGGAGCUGAGGAUGAGUGAACUGCAGACGGCCAAUGAGGCCAAACAGCUUGAACUGGAGAACAUGAGGAAGGCUCUGGAGGAGGCGGCGACUAAUGCAGCAGAAGAAGAACGAAGGCGUCUUGAGACUCAAACUGAACUCCAGGACCGCUACAGGAUCGACCUGGAGAGAGAGCAAACGGUACGGCAGCAGAUGGAGGAGCAGGUGGCCCAGAAGUCCACUGAGCUGGAGCAGUACCUGCAGCGGGUUCAGGAGCUGGAGGACAUGUACCAUCAACUGGAGGACGCUCUGGAGGAUGAGAGGCGCGCCAGACAGGACGAGGAGGCUGUCCGGAGGCUGCAGGCACGGUUACUGGAGGAGGAGGCCACAAAGAGGAUAGAGUUGGAGGAGUUCCACCUGCGGCAGCAGCGCGCCAUCUCGGAGACGGAGGCUGAGAAAAAGGAGCUUGAGAAAGCGCAUCUGACCAAGGAGAGCGCCCUGCAGGCUGCGAUGAAACAGCUGGAACAGCUGGAGCAAGAGAGGCAGGGGGCGCUGGAGCAGUACCAGACGGUGAUGAAGAAGCUGGAAGACGCAACCAACAACACCAAAACCUGGAAGCACAAGGUGGCUGAACACGAGGGCAUGUUACGGCUCAUUCAACCAGGUUCCAAGGGUCAGCAGCUGAUCACCAACUGGGGCCCAGCAGCCUUUUCUGACGCAGAGCUCAGUCUGAGGCAGAAGAAAUGGCAGGAGACGAAGAAUCAGACGACCCAGGCCCAGUAGAGUCCCUGUACGCCCUGAACCUUAAACAUGUUUACAACUCAGAAGAGCAGACAAGAGAGGGCUGCUGGGACAUACUGUCUGUGAUACAACAUCUAAUGACUGGAAGGACUUGUCUGGUAACUGGAUUUUCAGUGGAGUCCGAAUGCGAGAUUUACCAGGACAAUUUAAGGCAUUUUAGGAUUUGGAGGCAUUAAGUAAUCACUGACCUUUUAUACCUUAGAACAAGUCUGUCAUCGUAGGCCACCAUCGAUUAAAUGAGCAGAACAGACACUCGUCACAUUUUCACAUUAUGAGGAUUAAGUUCACUAAUUCUAGCAGGGAUCCAACAAAUGUACUAAGUGAAGAA
Messenger RNA from Perca fluviatilis (European perch), 2184 nucleotides. RefSeq names its product switching B cell complex subunit SWAP70b (gene swap70b). The coding region runs from base 72 to 1838 and encodes 588 amino acids. Gene Ontology annotation, cellular component: nucleus; cytoplasm. The transcript is spliced from 12 exons. NCBI's taxonomy places the organism in Eukaryota, Metazoa, Chordata, Actinopteri, Perciformes, Percidae. Gene Ontology annotation, molecular function: calcium ion binding. The record is from RefSeq and is a predicted model, not a curated record.